Messenger RNA from Penicillium cataractarum, 669 nucleotides. RefSeq lists its product as uncharacterized. The coding region runs from base 1 to 669 and encodes 222 amino acids. The record is from RefSeq and is a predicted model, not a curated record. The transcript has a single exon. Lineage: Eukaryota; Fungi; Ascomycota; Eurotiomycetes; Eurotiales; Aspergillaceae. Gene Ontology annotation, molecular function: monooxygenase activity.
AUGCACGAAGUUAGCGCAGCCAUCACCAUCAAGCCCAAUGCCUCGCGCGUCCUCAAGUCAUGGGAUUUUGUUCCAGAACGGUCUGGUAUGGUGGCUCUCCGUGGAAUGAGUCUCAUCGACGGCACAAGCAUGAAGACUCUCGUCCCAACCUACUAUAAGGACUGUGAAUUAAUGUGGGUGUUGCAGAUGUAUGCUGUUCACCGUGUGGAUCUACAUUCGCAGCUGAGACAGCUCGCUACCCAAGUCGAAGGACCAGGGCGUUCCUGUGAGGUGCGAGUGCGAGCCAAGGUGGUCGACCCUGAUGCUCAGACCCAAAAGGUCACGACAGAAGAUGGUGAGGUCCUCCAGACUGAUCUCGUUGUUGCGGCAAACGGGGUGCACUCCACAGCUGUGAAGCAUGUCCUUGAUGACGACAAGAUUGUUCAGGCUGGAGAUACCGGCUGGGCAUGUAUGCGGCGGCUGGUACCGAGAGAUGAAAUUCUAGCAGAUCCAGAGAUGGCACACAUGAUUGUCGACUUUGCUGCGAGAUACUUUACGGUAGCUGAUGGAGCCGCUGGUUUGAUUUGUAUCCGUGUCGAAAGUGCGUUGUGUUCCGUUUCAACAUGGAUUGAUUACGACCUUCUCUAUUCUCCCUUUUGUUUGGCUAUACAUGCUGGCCAUUUUCCUUAG